This is a messenger RNA of Seriola aureovittata, 2018 nucleotides long. RefSeq lists its product as uncharacterized. NCBI's taxonomy places the organism in Eukaryota, Metazoa, Chordata, Actinopteri, Carangiformes, Carangidae. The coding region runs from base 899 to 1936 and encodes 345 amino acids. The record is from RefSeq and is a predicted model, not a curated record. The transcript is spliced from 2 exons.
GUGCAACUACAAGAAAAAGGAGAAAAAAAAACAUUUCAGCUGCUCAUAUCUUAACUAAGGUAAGUUCAUUUUGCAUGUUAUUACCUGAUUAAACAUCUUCAACAGUUCAAUGAAAAUAACACUAUGCCAUUCAAUAAGGCCUGAGCCCACUAGAAACUGAGCUGGUCGUCAUCUACUUUAGACCUAACCUACAACCUGUCUAUACAGAGACGAGUCUGCAAAAGCUUUACUUGUUAAAACUGGAUGUAGCUGUCAAAUGUUUUCUUCAAGGACAUCUUUUUAAAAUCUGAUUUGGUCCAUGAAGUGGCUAUGGAGUAAUAUCUACUUUGUCAUGUGGUGUUGCUAGGCAACAUCUAAAGAGAAAGGUAAUGAGCUGGGAAGGAUGUUUAAAUUUUUAGAUUUUUUUUUUUGUAAAAUGUUACUUAUACUUGCUCCCGAGCUCAAAAAUGUAGAAUGGCACUGCAUCUUGCUACACAAUAGCCUAUUCUAUCUGAGCAUGACUGGGAACCCACAUUAAAAGCGUGAUGUGAGCGGCACAUUAAGCACUACUGAAGCGUGCAGUCAAUUCAGUCCACACAGACUGUGACCUCUGUUCAAUUGUCUCUCAUCAGAACCAGCUUUCUGUCGGAACCUGCUUUCUUCCUGAGCUGAAAAGACAACAGCUGGCCAAACUGUCUUCACCAGGCUGGCUGAAAUAGUAGAAUAAAAAUAGUUCUAAAAGUAGGCCACAUGGGGAGGAUACACGAUGCAAAUUGUAUUGUUUUUCUUUAUUGAUUCACUGAUUUAGAAGAAUUGUGAGCUCGCAGUGACCAUGGUAUAAAAGGAAAGGUUGGAGCCAACAUCUUAAAAUCACUCAGCAUUUGUUUUUUCCCACAGAACCUGGUACAAGAAGUUCCUGAUGUCAAAAUCUGGUAGAGAGAAACAUCUCACUUACUCUCUCCUCAGGAGGAGACAAGAAGCAGCAAACAACAGGAGGUUCUGCAUCAUUUGGAUCAACAGGAUGGUGAAUAAACAGGUGCAGAAGAGAAUCGAAGGCCUGCGUUCAGAAUUCCUUGUCAGGAGUGAUGCUCUGCGAGAUGAGAUGAUGACUGAGCUUCACGAGCAGCUGAAAGAGUUGGUGACGAAAGAUGCGAGAGAGAAAUCACAUUACACCAAACUGGACCGAGAGCCGAGUAUGAGAUCAAGGUUGCUAGGGAAAAUGGAGGAACACAAGAAGAAUGCUAAGGAGAAUGACAGUGAAACAAAAUUGGUGCACCUGGACACACCAAGCCACAACUCUUCUGAAAAAACCUCUGAUACACACAAACCACUAAAAUGUGAGCGAGAGGAAAUCUUAAAGAUUUUGUUAGAAAUCUUCUGUGAUGGUGAAACCAACAGUGUCCACAAUGAUGCUGACACCAGUUCACGACCAGCCAAUUGUGAGCCAGGAGAAAUCGUAAAGAUUUUGUUAGAUGUCUUCUGUGAUGAUGAUACCAGCAGUAAGGCCAGUGAUGCUGACACCAGUUCACGAAAAGUUAUAUUUGGGCAAGAAGAAAACCAAGGGAAUUCAUCAGAUGUCUCCAUUGUUGCUAACACCAGCCAGUUGAGGGAGGACUUAGAGGAGGAAGAAAGAUCAAGGACCCAGGAACUAAGAUUUGAGGCAGAAAAUGUCAAAAUGGAUACAAAAAAAGAGGAGCAGGUUUCACUGAUGGAGAGGCAGUGGAAAGAAUGGAUGGACAAACAGGAAAUGAGAGGAAACGGUAACAAAAUAAGGCUGCAAGUUGACCAACAGAAAACUGAAAAACAGGAAGGGGCAGCAACUCCUGCACCAAAGAAACAAACUGAACAAAACGUACAAAGAGGACACAAUGUGAUGAAAAUUAAGGCAUAUUUCAGUGACCUUCUAAAAAAUCCUUUUCCAUCUUAUAAGUGGGAGAGAUUAGACGAUGAGGACUAACGAACUCAGCUCAACAAAAUAUUUUUCAUUCAUCUUUGUGCCAUGCUUUAUAAAGCAGUUGAAUAUUACUGUGUUAUAAUCA